Molecule: messenger RNA, 815 nt
Organism: Silurus meridionalis
Lineage: Eukaryota; Metazoa; Chordata; Actinopteri; Siluriformes; Siluridae
Product: lactose-binding lectin l-2-like
Exons: 8
Coding region: 164-709 (181 amino acids)
Molecular function (GO): signaling receptor activity
Source: RefSeq, a predicted model, not a curated record
UUUAUAGCUAUGCAGUAAUUAUUUAUACAGCUCAGAUUAAUAAUUUUUUUAUCCAAUUUGUUUAUAGAAGAUUUUUCCAGCAUCACUAUAUAAGCCUCACUACUUACCUCAAGCUGUUACAUCAAGCAAGGAGAGACUCAUUAUUGCAUUAAUAAGCAGAACUAUGGCUCGUCAUACUAAAGUGGUGUUACUUCUUCUUCUCGCCUUCACAGUUAUAGCUUUUGCUGAUGUGGAGAAACAUCUUUCAGAGGAAUAUUUUGAUCAGCUUGUACAAGAAGCCAUAAACCGUAAAGAACGGGGGGAAUGCCUGGGAUGCUGUCCAUUGGGCUGGGUGAAAUUUAAUACACGUUGCUACAGUUACCAUGGAGUCAGCAUGGACUGGGCAUCUGCUGAGAAUCAAUGUCUGAAAUUGGGUGCAAACUUGCUGUCAGUACACAGCGAAAAUGACUAUCAGCUGGCUAAGGCCCUUAUCCGUGCUUAUGACCCCGUGCAGAACCCAACUUGGCUUGGCCUCUCUAACUGUCAGAAGAGGAACAGCUGGUUUUGGAAUGAUGGUACCAAAUUGUCUUUUACCAAGUGGAACCAAAAUGAACCAAAUUUUAACAAUAGAGAGUGUUGUGCACACAUGAACUGGGAAAGGCAGAAGGACUGGAAUGACAUUCCAUGUGAUAAUAGCUAUCCUUUCGUGUGUGCUAAGAGAAUCAACUGAAAUUCACAGAGUAUAAUGUCAUACAUUUGUAAAAAGACACUGAAAUCUUAAUAAAACCUGAGCUAUACUAAUAAAAUCAUUAAAAACAAUAAAAUCUUGAAUGGAA